AUGGUUCAUCCGGCAAUAUUGGUCCACCUCCAUGUCACCUUUGCCGCCGCUAUCAAGUCCGUUGCACGUCAGAACACCCGUCCAGCUGCACUGCCUAUAUGGGUGAUCCGCCACUACUGGUCAGCCUUCACUUCACCUUUGCCGCUGCUAGCUUGUCCGUUGCACCUCCGAGACCCCGUGUAUCUGCGCUGCCUAUAUGGUUCAUCCGGCAAUAUUGGUCCGCCUCCAUGUCACCUUUGCCGCCGCUAUCAAGUCCGUUGCACGUCCG
Molecule: messenger RNA, 268 nt
Organism: Dicrocoelium dendriticum
Lineage: Eukaryota; Metazoa; Platyhelminthes; Trematoda; Plagiorchiida; Dicrocoeliidae
Source: the annotation of a GenBank genome assembly